AUGUCUGAACCUAUUCCACCGCCGACUUACGAUGUCUCUGCAUCUUCAGACGUGACCGACUCUGCAGAUGGACACUCUGAGCCUCAGCUGCUUAUCGUGCCAACGGUGGAUACAGUAAAUUUCCAGAAGGGCUAUCUCGGAGCAGAGGAUGAAAGGGCAGCCAUCGAAGGCGAACUGCAGAUCAAAGGCGCUAUUUCCGAGGUUUGGGAUAAAGUAACAGUGAGCUUGAGGACUAUCGAAACAGCAUUUGACAAAGAAAUUGAGCUUGGAAUAUGCGAAAUCAUUCUUUGGUCUCGGUCGGCGAGUCCUUCAGUGACUACGGUGCCUUCAUCGUUGCUGUUUGCCAUUCCUCUCAUGCCAGAUGCCCCGCAAUCAAUAGUCACUCCCUGUUCAUCCUUGUCCCAUAUCUUAACUGCAACUCUCCAUCCAGUGAGCCCCGAUCUUCCCGUGCUUUCCAAAGCCUUGAAUGUUCACACCAAACGGUUCACCUCUCAUCUGCACUCUGUCCCAAUAGCGCCAGAAACGCAUUCUUUGGAUCAGCCCGCUCGAGUUCAUGCAGAAGUUCCUCGAACUAUCUAUCAGGUUGGUGAACCCAUUCCGGUCUACAUCACUAUUCCUCCACCGCCACGGGAAAUUGUCGUGGAGGAUGGUUUGAGGCUGCGUAAUGUCAAAACCGAACUUGUGCAGAUGAUCAAGGUCAAACGCGACGACGCUAACGACGGGCUUAUCCAGGAGUCUCUUUCUGACCCCAAUGAUGAUGCGGAAGGUACAUCAACUAGUACUAUCACAAUGCUGGCUCCUGAGAAAUCAUCGCAGUGCUCCAAGUCGCCUGUCUCGCCACCGAUGGAAGACUGCAGCUUUCGGUCAACGCUGGCACGUUCCGGCGCAUCUUGUCGUUUUCAUUCAUCGCGUCCAGUACGGUUGCGCUUCGUUAUGCAUCAAACCUCCCCGUUCUCGUCUCCAGUCAACAAUAUCUUGACUCUACCCAGUCCUGAGUAUGAGCAUCUCGAUGGAGAUACAGAAUACGCCUCCAUCACACAACAUACGCUCCUCCAUUCAGUUAUGUUUCAGAUCAAUGUUCAUGUUUCCUUUGUUCACGUCGGCACUCGAACGGAACGUAUUUCCACCAUCAGUAUACCGGUUACUCUUCUUCCCCCUUCGGCUUCUCUGCCACAGGUAGGUUCUUCUACAGAUGAAGCGUAUCAAAAGAAACACGACCGUCCUCCAGUCCAGACAAACCGUUAUGAAGACGAUCUCGUGCCGCAUUAUACAGAGGGUGAGGCUGGGCCUAGUGGUCUUCCUCAUGGCGCACCUCCACCUUUUGAAGAACGAGAUGCACCACCGCCAUUUUCUUCUUCAGCUUUAGAGGCCUCUUCCUCUGCUCGCCUGCCUACAUUUUUGGAAUCUGAACGGGAGAUUAUCAUCCCUUCAGACUCAGAUCAAACGUUUACCAACCUCCCGCAAUCAAUGCAUCUUGUCAACGGCGAAGGAUCUCUGUUCGGGUUCACUGUAUCAGAUGUAUUCGACGGUCAUUCAGAGGAUAUGCAACGAUCAACGACACCACCGCCCUCGUUGGAGAUGGCUAGCCAUGAUACAGAUGUAACUCAGCUCGCCGACAUAGCCCAGCCGGAGAGGGCAAUCGAGGCCUUGGGUUUGGUGCUCACAGCCCAAACGCAGCGCGAGGAUCACGCUUCAGAGCUUCCGCCCCCUCCACCCGCAUUGGACGAUCCUUCGGAUCCUCCACCAUCCAUUGACUCUGACUUUCGAUUACCAGAUGCACCACGUCAGAGGUCACCUCCGAAUGUGCCAUCCAGAUUACAUUCUACCUCACCAGUGCCGUCUUCAGAGAAUCAAGUGUCACAUGGCCAUGCACCACCUCCUUAUCUCGUUCCGGAGAAUCACGCUGAACAUGUAACACGACCACCUCCUUACGUGGACUAGAAACAACUUAGAGUUGCCAAUCAAUGUACCAACGAUGUAAUGUAUUGAACACUAUAAUGAACGAAUUCCAUGUGCAUUUAGUCUCCCAAAGGCAGAAUCUUUACCUCUUGAAACUUUCGAGCCGAGGUAACUUGUAGAUAGAUGGUUCGGUCAUUUCAAGGACACAUUACAUGUACGUAUGUCAUUCAACGCAAAAGAAAUGAGAAGCAGGAAAAAUGUGGCAAUGAAAUGGGAGACAGACGCCGUAAAAUCAUAAACUAAUAGAGGAAGAAAUCCAUGAUAUAGUGUGGAUGGGAGGAUAACAAUCAAUCUUCUAACAGUUGCAAGCAUCCUUCGGUUUGUUGGCAUUCUCUUCUAAAUUCACAGCACCUUCUUGUGCGUUGCCUGAUCGUCCACCGGGAGCACCUGGACGGCGAACACCGCCCCCUGCUGCUAAAAUAUGUUCGAUAGGAAUCUUUUUAG
Molecule: messenger RNA, 2403 nt
Organism: Lentinula edodes (shiitake mushroom)
Lineage: Eukaryota; Fungi; Basidiomycota; Agaricomycetes; Agaricales; Omphalotaceae
Exons: 2
Coding region: 1-1941 (646 amino acids)
Source: RefSeq, a predicted model, not a curated record